ACCCACAAUCCUUAGCGUCAAAAGAGGCAACACACUAGCACAACAUGUGUUUGUGUCAUGGCGGCGCCCGUUGGAAAGAUGGUUGGAGUGUGUGAUGAUUCUUCUAGUAGUGAGGAUGAAGAUCUUGAAAAGUUUAAGGAGGCAGUUUGGGACAACCAGGCGGCCAAGACGACAGAUGCAGAGAGCAAUGGGAAGCAUUCAGGACGUGUCGUCGUAUCUGAGCAUGAACACGAUGGCAACGAGCUCCAGGUCACCCAAGGGUUUCGAACACACGUCGCCAAAAAGUUGGGACAGUUCCUUGACAGUUACAUUUCAGAGACGCAAGCUGCGACUCCAUCCAGUGUCGAAUCACCGAGAUGUGAUGAGAGUGAUGAGGGAUUUCGUCUGUUUUCAACCUCAAUCCCAGGACAGAUCCCAGCUCAGCCCACAGCCCCUGUGAGGCGCCGGCCCGUUCCCAGCUCAAGUGACAGCGACAGCGAGAUGGAGACGAGGCUGAGGGAGGCAGCAGUGUCAGUCGCAGACCUCCUACCGUCCUCGUCGCUGCCCAGCACGCUCUCCUCUCCCACGAUGGAGCCUCCCUGCACAGACAAAGUAAAGAAAAAGAAAAAGAAGAAAAAGAAACAAGCAGAGGAGACCGAGCAGAACCCUGUCCAUAAGAAAGAGAAAAAAAGGAAAGUGAAUCAAGAGGAGGGUGAAGAGGUAGUGAGGAAGUUGAACUCUGCAGGGUCUGAACAUGAAAAUUCAGAGGAGGGGAGCAUACAACCCAAAGUCAAAAAGAAAAAGAAAAAGAAACAAAAAGCCACAGAAGGAAAUGCGGAAGGAGAUGCCUUGAACUGAUACCCUUGUGACUAAUUUGUUGUUGUUAUUGGAUGUUUGGUUUUGUUCCAAAUCUGCUAUUUGCUGUCAGAAAUUACACUAUUUUUCGUUGCGAUACAUAAUUUAGACGCAGGUCCACAUACAUUCCCGUUAUGAGAGAAUAAAGGUGUUGACAAAUGAUAAGCAUUUUUUCUUAUGCUUUUGAUUGUUCUUGAAAUAGUCUUGUCAUAGAAGAUUUGCAUAAAGUUUUCCAAAGUUAUUUCCAUUAAUCCCCCCAUUUUCAAUGCAGUUACAUUAAUUGUUCCACUUUACUAAAGAAGCAGUUUACAUGAUGUAUAGGCAGCAUACACAAUUCAUGAGUGUUCAUUACAAAAUGUAUUUUUUUAAUAAAAAUACUAAAUGUAUUUUUUAAUAAAAAUACAUUUUGGUGUUGA
This is a messenger RNA of Myripristis murdjan (pinecone soldierfish), 1250 nucleotides long. RefSeq names its product chromosome 9 C12orf43 homolog (gene c9h12orf43). Lineage: Eukaryota; Metazoa; Chordata; Actinopteri; Holocentriformes; Holocentridae. Gene Ontology annotation, biological process: negative regulation of Wnt signaling pathway; Wnt signaling pathway; Spemann organizer formation. The transcript is spliced from 6 exons. The record is from RefSeq and is a predicted model, not a curated record. The coding region runs from base 58 to 837 and encodes 259 amino acids.